AACCUCAAAAUCAUAAAAUCAGUGUCACGAUAUUCACGAUUACGUGAAUAUAUUCACUAAAAAUGUCUAAUAACAGCCUGUUUUUGAAGUCUGGCUUUGUGAGGGCGCCUCUGCAGAACGGCGUUGGCCGCUACGUAUGCCAAUUGCAAAGGAUUGUGCUUAAAUUCUGUAAAAGUCAUGGCAGCAGUCGCGGUAUGAGGGACUUCAUUGAGCAAGACCUGGUGGAGUUUGCACGGGAGAACCCUGGCGUGGUGGUGUACCUUAAACCGCGGCGACACCGCGCGCCGGUUGUUGUCGGAGAGUACUUAAACGGCGACCGUGUCUGGAUGAACAUGUGCAACAAGCAGCAAUCAGAAAUCACGAAAUGGAUGGAAGUCCUCCGCACCCAACAGGGCGAUGUGUCUAACACCCGUCUCCGGAAAUACCAGCACACAGACCACCCGUCCAUACAGGGCGCCUGGACGCCUUGGACGUUUAAGGCACCUGAACUUAAUACUGCUACGCUACCGGAUGCGGAGUUCGGAAGGAAUGACAGGCUUCCGCGCUCGGCGACGGAGGAGCUGCGGCUGCUGUUCGAGAAACAGAGGCUGGACGAAAAACAACUCAAGACUGGAGAAUAGACUACAAGUAUUU
Cydia amplana is the source of this 633-nucleotide messenger RNA. RefSeq names its product large ribosomal subunit protein mL43 (gene mRpL43). The transcript is spliced from 4 exons. NCBI's taxonomy places the organism in Eukaryota, Metazoa, Arthropoda, Insecta, Lepidoptera, Tortricidae. The record is from RefSeq and is a predicted model, not a curated record. Gene Ontology annotation, cellular component: mitochondrial large ribosomal subunit. Gene Ontology annotation, molecular function: structural constituent of ribosome. Gene Ontology annotation, biological process: mitochondrial translation. Bases 63 to 620 code for a protein of 185 amino acids.